This is a messenger RNA of Scleropages formosus (Asian bonytongue), 5452 nucleotides long. It is a transcript of the gene gtf2ird1, whose product is annotated as GTF2I repeat domain containing 1. The record is from RefSeq and is a predicted model, not a curated record. Gene Ontology annotation, molecular function: DNA-binding transcription factor activity. NCBI's taxonomy places the organism in Eukaryota, Metazoa, Chordata, Actinopteri, Osteoglossiformes, Osteoglossidae. Bases 524 to 3475 code for a protein of 983 amino acids. Gene Ontology annotation, cellular component: nucleus. The transcript is spliced from 27 exons.
CACGAGCCGUCCGCGGACACGACGAGAGCGGAGGGCGCCGCGCGGGUCCUGAGCGCGGAUAUAUUCCCGUGUUUAAAAAGCCAGUUUCCCCCGUGCUUUUCGCCGAGGUUCCUUAAUCCUGUAUGUAAAUGGCAGCCAAUGGAUGCGGCCGUUGAGCUGGGCUGGGAUUAGCGGAGGCGAAUGGCUUUCAAUUUUACUGGAUUACAGAACAAAGAAAGGGGGGAAAGGGGACCGUGUGCCGCGUUAAAGAAAACAGAAAGAAACGGGCACAAACAUUAAUGGUAAUAACAAGGAGAAACGGGAAUAAUCUAGCGAGGCGAUCCGGAGCGAUGUUUCGGAUUACGGACUCUUAUUAACGCCAUGUUAUCCUCCUAGAUGGGAAAAUCCUCCUCGCAGUUUCGCUUGGAUUAAAUAGAGAAUAUAAACCCGUCCUUGUAUUCCGGGAUUGACGGCGUCGGCACGUAACGCAGCCGUUUUAGGGACAAAAAAAGUGUGCUGUGCUCUCGCUCGCAGAGGGGGGCGGAUGGCGCAUGCGCGGAAACCCGGGGCCGACGGGAUGCGGACCGGCUCCCGUGCCGAGCUGCGGGUUCCCCAGGUGUCCGCCAGGCAGGAGAUCCUCACGAGCCUGGUGUCCGCCCUGGACUCGGUGUGCACCGCCAUGUCGAAGCUGAACGCCGAGGUGGCGUGCGUGACCGUGCACGAGGACAGCGUGAUCGCCGUGGGGACGGAGAAGGGACGCGUCUUCCUCAACUCCAGGAAGGAAAUCCAGUCUGACUUCCAAAAGUUUUGCAGAGUGCCAUGUCUGCAGACGCCGACUGCGGUAAAUGCCCACACCAAAGCCCAGGAUGGCGAUGCUGGUAAGACCAGCAAAGACACGGGGCACGUGGUGCAGUGGCCCUCGGCGGAGUCGCAUUCGAACGUGUUUGUCCUGCGGAAGAUGGUGGAGGAGGUCUUCAGUGUGCUUUACAGCGAGGCUGUCGGGAAGAGCAGCCUGGUGCCCGUGCCUUACGACUGGAUCUCGAAGGAGCUCGGCUCCGUGAUUGUCCACGGCCUGCCCGACGGCGUCUCCCUGAGGAAGCCUUCUGAGUACGACACAAAGACCUUAAUGAAGAUCUUGGAGCAGAGCAAUCGCAUUCGCUUCACUGUCAAAAGACCCCCAGAGGAGCCGUUGCGGGAGGCCAAAACUUGCGUGGAGCUCAACCACAACUCAUCCAGCACCAAAAGCCACGCCAACCACACCGUGCUGAAGCCUGGAGGCCAGGAGGCAUCCACCAGCGGCUCCGUGCUCUCCAGCUUCCUGUACGGUAUGCCCACACCCUCCCAGACCCACGUGGACGGCAAGUUGGAGCUGAAGCCCACCUCCCUCCACAGCCUGGCCAAGGAGAGGCCCGGCGCGUGGGCCCCGGUGGCCGAGAAGGUGACGCCAGCCAAGGACUGUGCCGACAACGGAGACCGGCUUGGCGUCCCAGGAGAUGUGGGCCAGAGCCCCCCGGGGCUGCACGUCUCCAAGCGGCUACUCUUCUCCAUCGUUCACGAGAAGUCAGAGAAAUGGGACUCAUUCAUUCGAGAAACAGAAGACAUCAACACGCUGCGGGAGUGUGUUCAGAUCCUGUUCAACAGCCGAUAUGCUGAGGCGUUGGGUUUGGACCACAUGGUUCCCGUGCCGUACCGGAAGAUUGCGUGUGACCCAGAGGCGGUGGAGAUCAUCGGGAUCCCGGACAAGAUCCCUUUUAAGAGGCCGUGCACGUACGGAGUGCCUAAACUAAAGCGCAUCCUGGAGGAGAGACACAAAGUCCGCUUCGUGGUAAAGAGGAUGUUUGACGAGAGGAUUUUUACAGCGGCUGGGAAGAUGCCCAAGGAGGAGGCCAAAUCAGAGACGGUGUCCCCCUCGGAGGAUGGUUUCCCAGAGACUGCAGGGGUGCAGCCGGUCUCACUAGAAGGGGCCAACAACGCUCACAGCAGCAGAUCCACCAGCACUUGCGUGAGCCCCUUGGCUGACAGCGAAGCAGGGCCUUCCGGAGAUUGCGUCCCGUUGAAAAAGAUUAAAACCGAGCCACCAGAUGGAGAAAUCAUUCAAGUGACGGUACCAGAUGCCAGUGUCACUGCGGAGGAGUCGGGCGAGUCUCCGGCCGACGCCGCGGUCCCCGACACGCGACGUCCCCCUGAGCUCCUAGCAGCCGACGCGGUGUCGCCGAAAGCAGCACCGCAUCUCCCUAAGAGACCCGUAGAAGAGGACCUCGGGGAAAUGAUCCUUCGCCUCCGCAAGCAGGUCGAGAGCGUGUUUAAUGCAAAGUACGCUGAGGCACUGGGCCUCCCAGAACCCAGCAGGGUGCCCUACUCCAAGUUCCAGAUGUACCCCGAAGACUUGUGUGUCGUGGGUCUCCCGGAGGGCAUGUCCUUCCGCCGGCCCAGCUGCUUCGGCGCGGCGAAGCUGCGCAAGAUCCUCGCCGCCAGCGGCCAAAUCCACUUUGUCAUCAAGAGACCAGAACUGUUAACCGAUUCAGUGAAGCAGGAAGCUCCUCCCCUUCCUGCCUCUAAUCCAACAGACCAAGACUCCAAAGAUAACAUAUUAGAAGGUACUGGGACAGCAUCGAAAAGACCCGGUUACUCUGACAGUUUAGAGGCCAAGCUGUCCAGAAUUGACUUGGCCAACACCCUACGAGAACAAGUCCAAGACCUGUUUAACAGAAAAUACGGCGAGGCGCUUGGCAUUAAGUACCCGGUCCAGGUGCCAUACAAGCGGAUCAAGAGUAACCCCGGCUCCGUGAUCAUCGAGGGCCUACCCCCAGGCAUACCCUUCAGGAAGCCAUGCACCUUCGGGUCCCAGAACCUGGAGCGGAUCCUGGCUGUGGCCGACAAGAUCUGCUUCACCAUCACCAGGCCUUUCCAAGGGCUUAUUCCCAAACCAGCACCUCGGCGGAUCACCUUGUUAAAGAAGGCCUAUGCCUCAAUAAGUGAUGAAGAAGAGAUCAAUCGCAUGGGAGAGAAGGUGAUCCUCCGAGAACAAGUUAAAGAACUCUUCAACAAGAAGUAUGGAGAAGCUCUUGGCCUGGAUCGCUCUGUCCUGGUGCCGUACAAGCUGAUCCGCGGUAGUCCAGACUCCGUGGAAGUUUCUGGGCUCCCGGACAACAUCCCCUUCCGCAACCCAAACACGUACGACAUCUCCCGUUUGGAGAAGAUCCUUCAGGCACGGGACAGCAUCACCAUAAAAAUCAAGAGCCAGCUACAGCCUUUUGCAGAAAUUUGCACCCAAACAUGUACUACAGGGAAGGAAGGCUCCAGCAGCCGGCGCAAACGUAAAAGGGCCCCUGAGAGUGGUCAUGUGAUGACCUGUGGGGCGGAGUCUAGCGUAUCCACCAAUCAGAUUCCUGUGAUGCAAUGGCCUAUGUACAUGGUGGAUUACAGUGGAGUAAAUGUGCCUGGGAAAAGCUCUUGGGAAACACAAAUACUAGCAGAUCCACCAAAUAUCCGCUGAAAUGGAGGGAACAUGGAGUAGUAUGUCUUGUCAGUCCAAUAUUUAUGACUAGGGCCCAGAAUAGUUUUUUUUUUUUUUCCUUUCUUUUUUUUUUUUUUUUAAACAGCUGUCACUGUAUUUCAGUGGGUUUUCCUAAAAUGGUCUUUUUGGGCAUCCCAUGUUUGGCAGAUAAUCAGCACAUGCACAUGGCUAAUUAUAAUACACACACACACACACAUUGUCUGAACCGCUUGUCCCAUACGGGGUCGCGGGGAACCGGAGCCUACCCGGCAACACAGGGCGUAAGGCCGGAGGGGGAGGGGACGCACCCAGGAUGGGACGCCAGUCCGUCGCAAGGCACCCCAAGUGGGACUCGAACCCCAGACCCACGGGAGAGCAGGACUGUGGUCCAACCCACUGCACCACCGCGCCCCCCCAAUUAUAAUAUUUGGGAUUAAUUAUAAUUUCUUUUCCCUAACAAUCAGUUUGACUAUAUUUGCGAUCAUGUAUAGUGAAAAUGUCACAAUGCCAAAUGUAGUCAAAAUAUCCAGAUGCCUCUCUAAUAGAGUAAAACAAUAUAUCAUAGGUACAAUGCAUAGGCUACUUUUUGUUUUCAACACGCAUGACUUAAACAGAGGUGGGAUUGCAGCAUUUAGUCAUUUAUUAAGCAUUUAUGAAUUGUCUUGAUUCCAUAAAUAUCCUUGAUUAUAUUCUCACAUUUCCUCUAUAUAUCCUUCCUUCCUUCAUAUGUAUUGAGACACCCAUGUGUUUUUUACUGCUUGUUUUACUUUUGUCACCGCACAAUAUUGAGCGUGCAACACCCUCGCUAUAAAAUCGGCACGUUCUCAAAAUGAACGAUUUCAUGUCAUAUGUGGGCUUGUCAUUUUGUCGACGCUUUUGUGUAACAUCAGGCAUGUGGGAAGUGUUAACAUUACUGCGAAAGUUCUCCUUUGCCCAAUCGAUUAACGUGAUGAUACAAUCUUAUUUAUUAUAAUUUAUUUUGCCAGCUAAAUCCCGUUGAGAUCAAAUCUCAUUUGUCGGAGGCACCUGGCCGAGCGCAUUUCUUCCGCUUAUUCGGCACUUGCGCUAAAUAUCUGCUUCGAAACGGUCGCUGCAUCACUUUCCCUGCUGACACGACACUGAAAUGUAUUAAAGAAAAGAGGACGAAAAAUAUAUGCGGGCUUUUUGUAUAGUCACAGCUUCCGGUGCUCGUCUCUAUAGAGCGCUUUCACUACAAAACCCACCUAUGACAAUGGAACAGAGGCCAAAUGUAUAGGCUAAGUGCUUAAGUGCUUGCGGUCAAAAGAAGGCUCGUUCGUGAGGAUUUUUUCAACAGGGCACAAAAAAAAAAAAAUACUAGAAUAAACCUUUACAUAAUGGGUUUGAUGGACACACGCUUGUUUGCUGUUUUACUGUUGUAAAAAGAAGAUGAAACUGUAGCUCUGUGCUUAAAACACUAAUUUACACAGGCUUUCUGACAACCUGCUGGACGUGUGGUAUAUUAUAUGCAGUUUAGUUAAUGGAGUUCCAAAUCCGAAAUGCUCCCUUUCAAACUUUUUUUUUUUUUUUUUUUUUCCUCCCCCUCUCCUUUCCUGUUACAACAACUAUUUGCUAUUUUCUUAGGGUCCUUUUGCCUGGAUCACUGCAAGAGGACUCUAACAGUGUAUUUCUCUGCUGUAGAGGAAAAGGUCAGACCUUGUAGGUCAAUUACUUUUCAGACACAAAACGCCUUUUUUUUUUUUUUUUUUUUUUUUUUAAAUGAUGCGGAUGCUGGAUAACAUAGUUGUCGUGAUUUUUGUCUAUAGUAAUACUCCGGAUUUACACUUUCAGAUGUGUGUAUGACUAUUUAUUUAUUUAUUUGGGGACGCGUGCUGUUUAUUUGCAGGGAUGUGAAACGUAAUGUUUUGCGGAAUUCACCGAGUUAACAAAUUAAAUGUCUGAAAAGUGUGUCUACCAGACCUUUUUCUUUCACAAAAAAAAAAAAAAAAAAAAACUUUG